GCGUGCAGUCCAGUGUUGCAGAUCAACGUGCGUCACGAUCUUUCCCCAUCCACAAAAGAUCGACGGAAGUGCGGAACAUCAAAAUUUUCAUCCACGCGUGGACGAAAUCAUGUGUGAUCCAUGUUUCCACUGCCAACUUAUAAUAAGACUCCUUAUGCAAUUUUGAGGAUUGAAUAUUGGUGAAUUUAAAUGCGCACAUGUCAGCAAACGGGUCCGACUUCGAUGGAUGGAUUUCAACGUUGUUGAUCAUUGAGAAAUAACUUAUGUUGCCUGAGGAGAAAACGCGCAUUAAUUGGUUUUUUGCUUAAAUUUCGCUUUUCAGUGGCAUUUAGCUGGUGGACAAAAUUUAUCUCGGACUACCUGGAGACGCAAAGUCCCGAAAGCAUGUCGAUGAGUAGCUGUAACUUUCACUGGAGUCAUUUUAGCGAAGAUCUGAGAUUCCAGGCGUGCUUCAUCUGGUUUCUGGAAUCUGGAUAACAAUAAUUUUGUUUUUGGAGACAGCGUUUGUUUAUCAUAAUCAAGUGUACUCGACAAUGGAUGGACAGCGAAAUUUUCGAGGGAACCGCUUUAAUCCAAACGAUAUCGACAAAUUUCACGAUACCACGAGAGAUAUUACAGUCAUAUUUACAUUUCUGUUGCCGCUGGGAUGCAUCGCGUAUUUUUUGAUAUGCAAAUACAGACGACGUCAGGAUGUGGAACUGGAGGUGUCACACAGUGUGCACAUUGUGGACGAUGACGCCUUCGCAAGCAGAUUUGUGAUACUUGCCAGUACCAUUGGAUUGACGGUUUCUCAGGGAGCGAUUCUGUUGUUACCAUGCUCUGUCCUGGCCAACGAAAUUAUACAUUCCUUUCCGGAUAACUUUUAUUUUCAGUGGCUGAACACAUCCGUUAUUCAUGAUUUAUGGAAUCUCAUCACAACUUUAUCAAAUAUUUCAUUGGUCACGCUUAUCUAUGGGUAUUUCCUUUCCGAAUCUGAAGGCUUUGACGGUUCUCGAAAAGGCCUAUCUAGUCGCGUGAAAGAAGCUCUUGUUACCAUUCUUUAUGCCUUGGUGUUCGUUUCGGGAGUGCUGAUAUUGCUGUACCACUUUUUGAAUUACGACACGUGGGAUUUCUUGUCACUCGACAAAUUGAUGAAUCUGCAUAAACUCGUCCUUCCGUGGUUUCAUACCUGCUUGUCUUUCCUGGGAGCCGUCAUUUUGUUGAUAUCAACGCCUUGUGGAUACGCCAGAAUGUUCACCGUAGUUGGAAAACUCGUGAAGCGUCCCUUGCUGGCUGCGGAUGCGUCGGAUCUGAAUAUUAGUUCCGAACGUUCCAGUGGUUUUGGCAAUGCACACGAAGAUCUCACUAUUCUGGAAGAGCACUUCGAAGAGCAUUUGAAUCCUUCGUUCUUUCGCCGGACUCUACUGUAUCCGGUCCUCAUGCUUCUGAUGCUGUUAUGGACGAGUUUUUGUAUUCUGGUCUGCUUUUGGAAUCUGGUGAAAAUGACGUUAGGAUUUCGCGAUCUCCCUGGUGUUUCCCGGUUGGCUGACGUUGGAAUCACCUCGCUUUCUAGUCUCGGAUUAGUCGGAGCAUUUCUGGAAAUACUUAUCAUUGGAUAUAUAGUUCUUGCAUUCUUUGUGGGAUUUUAUUCUCUGCCUUGGAGGGGCAUCCGACCGCGUUUGCGCGAUACAUCCUUGCCACAGAUAGUUGCCAACUGCACUAUAAUUCUGCUUCUUAGUUCAUCUUUGCCGUUGUUUGUCCGCGUCCUAGGUAUUACGAAUUUCGAUCUGCUGGGCAGCUUUGUCCAUGUCAGCUGGCUUCGAAAUUUGCGUGUUAUUGUUGGGUAUAAUAUUUUAUAUCUUGUGGCAUCCGUACUGGUAUUGACCGCCCAUGCCACCCGAGCUGUUUGGCAAGCGAUCUGUGAACGACUGAAAAUUGGUACCAACGGUAUAAAAAAAGUUGCUGCCCGGCGAUCGGGCAAUUCGGCCUUUAAGGAGUGUCUAAUCGAGCCAGUUACGUCCAAGCUAUUGCAGCUGUCAACAAAAAAUGGAUACCUGAAGAAGCACAGCUAGACCAUCGAUUUCAAAAGGAUGGAUGUAAUUUGCUGGCAGGUUUGUUUUGAUCGCUGUACAAUUGGACGGGCGCGGUGUAGCGUUACGACGGCCAGGACAUAUUGUAUGGUUUUAAGUUUUGUACCUUCUUGGAGAUUUUAUGCUUUUACAACCUGCAAAAUAGCGGUUAUUACGUUUCUUACCGACCAAGGUCGAUGUAUUGAGUAUUGACCGUUUCACGCGCAAUACAUGUUGUGGAUAUUUUUCUCAUACUCGUGUUGGUUAUUGUUCUUUGGACGGAUCAGUUUUGAUUUCUCUUUGCCAAAGUUUUUGCUUAUUUUUAUAUUAUGCAUUUUUAAGUUAUUAAUUGUACUUAAGUUUACUGCCGAUUAUACAGAUACGUCUGAUUCGACGGAAAGAAAGCAGUGGAUGGCUCAAUAAAAAAAUACG
This is a messenger RNA of Paramacrobiotus metropolitanus, 2480 nucleotides long. Its product is annotated as limb region 1 protein homolog. Gene Ontology annotation, biological process: signal transduction. The record is from RefSeq and is a predicted model, not a curated record. NCBI's taxonomy places the organism in Eukaryota, Metazoa, Tardigrada, Eutardigrada, Parachela, Macrobiotidae. Gene Ontology annotation, molecular function: transmembrane signaling receptor activity.